Hibiscus syriacus is the source of this 1455-nucleotide messenger RNA. Its product is annotated as berberine bridge enzyme-like 18. Gene Ontology annotation, molecular function: FAD binding. The record is from RefSeq and is a predicted model, not a curated record. Lineage: Eukaryota; Viridiplantae; Streptophyta; Magnoliopsida; Malvales; Malvaceae. The coding region runs from base 29 to 1369 and encodes 446 amino acids. The transcript is spliced from 2 exons.
UUAGUUUUCUCACUUUGUUACUCGUAAAAUGUUUCAAUUUCUUCUAGCUAUUCUCUUCUCCUUGUCAUGGAAAAUUACUACCUCAGCUCUUCCUGCUGAGGACUAUCUCCAUUGCCUUUCCCUUCGUUUUGAGAACUCUUCUUCCAUCGUUUACACACAGCACAAUUCUUCCUACUACUCUGUUUUGAAAUCAUCUGCUCAAAAUUUCAGGUUCACGACACCGUCAACUCCUACACCUUUGGCCAUUAUAACACCACUGCAUGCGUCCCACAUCCAAGCUGCAGUUUAUUGUUGCAGAAAACUUGGUCUGCAAGUCAGAACUCGAAGUGGGGGUCAUGACUACGAGGGUCUUUCUUAUAUGACGGCUUAUAAGGUUCCGUUUGUGGUGAUUGAUUUGAUGAAUCUUCGAUCGGUUCAUGUUAACGUUGAUGAAGCUACAGCAUGGGUUGAAUCUGGUGCAACUAUUGGUGAAUUGUACUAUGAGAUUUUUCAGAAAAGUAGAACUCUUGCCUUUCCGGCUGGUAUCGGCUACACAGUCGGUCUUGGUGGACAUUUGAGUGGAGGUGGCUAUGGUUCGUUGCAUCGAACAUAUGGUCUUGCCGCAGAUAAUGUACUCGACGCUCGUUUGAUUGAUGUUAAAGGAAGAGUUCUUGAUCGAAAAUCUAUGGGAGAGGAUUUGUUUUGGGCCAUUCGAGGAGGUGGUGGGGGAAGUUUUGGGAUCGUCCUUGCUUGGAAACUGAAAUUAGUCCCAGUUCCAGCUAAUGUUACUGCUUGUAGAGUCACCAAAACGUUAGAGCAAAACGCGACCAAACUUGUCCAUCGGUGGCAAUAUAUUGCGCACAAACUCCCCGUAGAUAUGCACACCGGCAUUACCAUAUCAAGGGCAAAUUCAGGUGAAUAUGAGAAGAUGACGCUCCGAGCAACUUUCAGUUUCGUAUUUCUUGGAAGCAUCGAUGAGCUGCUUCCAUUGAUGGAAGAUAAAUUCCCUGAACUCGGAUUAGGGAACGGAGAUUGCUUCGAAAUGACUUGGGCUGAAUCUAAUCUCUAUCUUGUACGACUCCCAAUCGGUGUACCAUUGGAAACUUUACUUAAUAGGAGUUCAGAAACAGUUCUUUCGAAAUUGUUCUUCAAAGCAAAAUCCGACUUCGUAAAACAGCCUAUUCCUGCAACUGUGCUUAAAGGAUUGUGGGCCAAGUUCUAUGAGGAAGAAGCCAAAACAGCAAUAAUCACAUUUGUGGCAUACGGUGGGAAAAUGGAUGAGAUUUCUGAGACUGAAACUCCAUUUCCUCACAGAGCUGGUAACCUAUACGGCAUCAUGUACCUACCAGGCAUUUUUGUCACUCAAGAUUGGUGUGGCGAGCUCGAAUAGCCUCAGGGCUCUCUCCCAAAGCCUCGCCCAAUUUAUACACCACCAUCUCAAACAACACAAACAAUCCUCCCUCGUAAACACUCCCC